Molecule: messenger RNA, 2571 nt
Organism: Owenia fusiformis
Lineage: Eukaryota; Metazoa; Annelida; Polychaeta; Sabellida; Oweniidae
Source: the annotation of a GenBank genome assembly
AUAUUUACUGUUGACCUCUACUGUAUUUACUAUUGACCUCUACCAUAUUUACUGUCAACCGGAGAGUCACACUGUAGAAUUAAGUAUUCUAGCAAGUUCCAAUAGUUUAUAGAAGUAGCUAAUUCGGGAUCUGGAGAUCAUCUGCAUAGACUGGGAAAUCGACAGAGAUAAAUGGUGAAAGUAAUGGGCUCAGUGGGAACUAAAACACAUGCCUUCUUUCAAUUAUAAAACAAAUGCAGCAAUAGCCACCUGUUUGAUGUAGGAAUACAAGAAGUGGAAUCAAAUCUAUGAUAAUCUCAAUAGACGUGAGUUGAUCUAGACGCCAUUGGGACGGGAAUUUAUUAAUUUAUCACUAUCCGCAGAGAGCAGUGAAACAUAGAAUAAUUAAACGCUCAAUUGAACUUUGAGAAUUCACCCGUGAAGAAACAUAGGUGAACAAGUUGGAUUUAUAGAAUAAAUAGAAGUCAAUUUGUAAUAAGACAUAUUACGCAAUGUUGCCAUGUGGAUAAAAACGAUGAUAAACAUUGUUGAUAGAGAGUUACAUUGCCUGUGUUUUGGCUUUGGAAUAGGAAGUGAUUGAUGUCUAGAUUGUUUGGAAGUAGAGUGAAAAAUUAGCGCUAUUUGAGAAAAAUGAUAAAUAAGUAACAUUCAUCGCCAAGGUAACUAUAAAAGUUUUGUAUACAAUUACUUGGAAUUAACUACUGAAAUUCAGAUGAAUGUUAAAAAUUGAGACCACAAUUAAAUUGACUGAUUGUGAGCCUUUAUUGAAUGGACGUUUCUGUACGUAUGGACUGUUCACAGCACAUACAAAUGCCUUAUCUCAAAGUUUAAACAAUAAGCGAUGCUUGGUGAAUAUUAAAAAAGAGAUGUAUACCAUAUUGCGAAUUGUAUAGAAAUACUAAUUAGUGAUAUGAACAUAUGAAAUAGGAACUCAGUGAUAUAUAGUUAGAAUAGAAGCAUUAGAGACAUAUAGCAGCUGAACUUACAUAGUCCUGUUAGUUGUUCAGAGAUUCAGGCUAAACAUAUGGAAACUUAAAAAAGAAAACAGCUUGUAAACCAGCAGAUAUACAUUUAUAGAUCAAGGGCUGUCCUUUGAUGAUGGAGAAAUAAAUCGAUGAAGUGAUCUGAUAUAUUUAGAAAUUGUAUAAAGAAAUCUGGGAAGCCGUGCUGUGUCUUAAUAAAAGAGUGGAGAAGUAAACACAAUUUUGGACGCUGUUGAUAACAGAGGAGGACUAUCAAUUGAGACUGUUACGACCCUCAAAGACGGGUGCUGCCUCAAAAUUCGGUGUGAUUACGGGCACUAUGGGUGCUGGCUUUGGAUCAGGGAUGUAUAGACGGACUAGCAUACACAGACUGCUUUUAUACGGGCUUAUAAUAUUUCUGAUUGGUUUUCUGUUUUAUAGCCAAUACCUACCUUGUGAUACAGCUCCCAAAACUGUCAUGGUUUCUAAUGAUCAACAUCUAUUACGGGAUAGUGAAAAUAGGGCGUAUCCAUAUAAUAAAAAUAUGCCGUUGAUUUUCAUUGGGGGAAUGCCCCGUAGUGGGACUACUUUAAUGCGUGCAAUGUUAGAUGCUCACCCUGAAGUGCGAUGCGGGGAGGAAACCCGAGUGAUCCCGAGGUUAUUAGGUAUGAAAUACCAAUGGGGGAGAUCCCCGAAGGAGUCAACGAGACUCAAGGAGGCUGGGAUAACGGAUAAGGUCAUUGAUGAUGCCCUGAGUGCAUUUAUACUCGAGGUGAUUGCAAAGCAUGGUGAUCCAGCUCCUAGGCUUUGUAAUAAGGACCCAUUCACGCUCAAAUCAAUGGUGUAUCUAUCAGGACUAUUUCCAAACUCAAAAUACCUGUUUAUGAUACGAGAUGGCAGGGCUACAGUGCAUUCAAUUAUCUCCCGGAAAGUGACGAUUUCCGGGUUUAACCUCAAGGACUAUCGUAGCUGUCUUCAAAAAUGGAACCAAGCUGUAGAUAACAUGUAUAAGCAAUGUCUACAGGUUGGGCCCUCAAAAUGUAUGAUGGUGUUUUACGAACAACUGGUGCUUCAGCCUAACAAAUGGGCCAAAGAUAUCCUUCAGUUCCUUGACAUUCCAUGGCAUGAUUCAGUUAUUCACCAUGAACAGUAUAUAGGAAAACCUGGAGGGGUAUCUCUAUCAAAGACAGAGAGGUCUACAGAUCAGGUAAUCAAACCAGUGAACCUGGAUGCCUUGACCAAAUGGGUCGACUUUAUCCCAGAAGAUGUAAGAAGAGACACUAGAAUGAUUGCACCAAUGCUAGAACGUUUAGGAUACGACGUGGACCAUUUCCCGCCAGUUUACGGGGAGGCGGAAAAACAAGUUCUAGAUAAUACUAAUUCCAUUAAAGAAAAAGCUGAAUAUUGGCAUAAAAAAGAAGAAUUGAAAGCUUAUGCUAAAACCAUUGGCUUUUUAGAGAAAGCUUAUGCUAAUACCAUUGGCUUUUUAGAGAAAGCUUAUGCUAAUACCAUUGGCUUUUUAGAGAAAGCUUAUGCUAAAACCAUGGGCUUUUUAGAGAAAGCUUAUGCUAAAACCAUGGGCAUUUUAGAGAAAGCUUAUGCCAGCUAA